UCCAUUUCUGUUUCAUAAGAAAGCCAUUAUAACACCUAGACUUAUUUACAAAUAUUUGCAAUUCUCAGGGAUUUCAAAAAUGGAUCUGCAUACAAGCCACGCACCAGUAACUAAUGGAUCAGUCAUGCAUGGUUUGUCCCCUAAGAAUUGUGGCAUCGACAUUUUAAACAAUGGAAGGACAAUCAGUGAUUUCAUAGACAACAAAAUAAAAGAGCUUGGCUCAAAGGACAGUGAAGAGCCAUUCUAUGUGGCAAACCUCGAUAGUCUGCUUCAGAGGCACCUCAGGUGGCUCAAUAACUUACCUCGAGUCAAGCCUUUCUAUGCAGUCAAAUGCAACAACGUACCAGCAGUUUUGAGGAUGCUGAGUGCUCUGGGAACAGGCUUUGACUGUGCCAGCAAGAGUGAGAUUCAGCUGGCCCUGUCCCUCGGAGUGACACCUGAUAAAAUCAUUUACGCACAUACAACCAAACCGCUGUCACACAUCAAAUAUGCCUGCACUCACGGAGUAAAUAUGAUGACUUUUGACAGCGAGGACGAACUCCUAAAAAUUUCUCGUUGUCACGCCAAAGCCAAACUGGUGCUCCGCAUUGCAGUGGAUGAUUCAGCAUCCUUAUUAAAACUCAGCUCAAAGUUUGGAGCCAGACUGGAGACAGUUGAUAAGCUACUGGAACGUGCUGGAGAGCUGGGCUUAGAAGUCAUUGGGGUCAGCUUCCAUGUAGGCAGUGGGUGCAUCGGAAGUUUGGCAUUCAAGCAGGCCAUAGCAGAUGCCCGACAUGUCUUUGACAAAGCAAAUUUGCUGGGCUUCCAGAUGAGUCUCUUGGACAUUGGUGGAGGGUUCCCUGGCAAAGACAACUUUAAAAUAAAAUUUGAGGAGUUUGCAGAAGUCAUUAAUGGAGCACUCGAUGAACAUUUCCCGCCUGGGGUGCAGGUUAUUGCAGAACCAGGCCGAUACUACGUGGAAUCCGCGUUCACACUGGCAGCCAACGUCAUUGCCAAAAAAGUCGUCAGGGAAGAUAAGGAUGAACAUAGCGAUGGUGAGGGCAGCCCUGACACAGUGAUGAUGUACUACCUUAAUGAUGGAGUGUAUGGUUCCCUAAGCUGCCUAAUCAAUGAUCCUGCCCACAACGAGGUUGAACCCUACCUUCACAGAGCUGUAGAGAGCAGUGAACAGAGAUACCGGUCUAUCAUCUGGGGUCCAACCUGUGACAGCAUUGACAAAGUAGCUGACAACUACUGGAUUCCUGAGCUGCAAGAGGGGGACUGGCUUCUCUUCGACAAUAUGGGUGCUUACUCUGUUUGUUUAUGCACAGACUUCAAUGGAUUUGAAAGAGCGCAUAUUUACCCUGUUGUCACAGCUGAGACGUGGCACACCUUAAACCUGUAAACCAUAUAAUUUUUCAUGGGUGAGCUAUAUACAGUGGGAGAAAUAAUUAUUUGAUCCCUUGUUGAUUUUGUAGGUUUGCCCACUUACAAAGCAUGGAACUGUGUAUAAUUUUAAUCAUAGGUACAUCUUAACAUUGAGAGACAGAAUAUCACAAAAGAAAUCCAGAAUA
Molecule: messenger RNA, 1553 nt
Organism: Scatophagus argus
Lineage: Eukaryota; Metazoa; Chordata; Actinopteri; Scatophagidae
Product: ornithine decarboxylase-like
Exons: 9
Coding region: 80-1384 (434 amino acids)
Cellular component (GO): cytoplasm
Molecular function (GO): ornithine decarboxylase activity
Source: RefSeq, a predicted model, not a curated record